Neocloeon triangulifer is the source of this 1709-nucleotide messenger RNA. RefSeq names its product crossover junction endonuclease EME1-like. The record is from RefSeq and is a predicted model, not a curated record. The transcript has 10 exons. The coding region runs from base 209 to 1531 and encodes 440 amino acids. NCBI's taxonomy places the organism in Eukaryota, Metazoa, Arthropoda, Insecta, Ephemeroptera, Baetidae. Gene Ontology annotation, biological process: resolution of meiotic recombination intermediates; double-strand break repair; mitotic intra-S DNA damage checkpoint signaling. Gene Ontology annotation, cellular component: nucleus; Holliday junction resolvase complex. Gene Ontology annotation, molecular function: nuclease activity; DNA binding.
CAGGCUAUCAGCAGGUGGAAAACCGGCGCAGCAGCCAGCGGAUCGCGGAUCAACAAAGCACAACAACAAAAGCAGCGGAAUGUUUUCGUUACAUAAGAAUAAGAAUUCCUAGAAAGUUUUGACCCAAACCACGCGAUUGUGGAUCAUUGCAGCUAAAGCGCGUUGAGCGCCAACUUUCGUGCCAAAAUCAGCAACAAUCUCAUUCAGAAUGAUUGAAGAAGAAGAUGAUGUUGUUAUUCUUUCCGACGACGACGACGCUCCUGGACCUUCUGGUGAAGAAAACGGUAAACCUAUCAGCUCGUCCCCAAACAGUCUAAGAAAACAGCAUUCUGAUGAAGAUGAGGAUGCUAGUGAUAGCAGUGAUGACUGUUUGAAAGACUUGUGGGAAGAAGCGUUGAGAGAAGCUGAUGGUGCUUCAAAUUUGUCGGAUGAUCUCUCAAAAAGUCAAGAUAUCUCACAAAACGCUAAAAAAUUCCAUCCACUCUCAGACAGUGAUGAUGAUGAUGACCCAAAGCCAUCCUCGUCUCAGUCUACUGCUGCUACACAAGCCACCAAGAAACCUCAGAAACGAAGAGGAAAAUACACUGAUGAAGAAAAGGCUGCCAUUGAAGCUGAAAAGAAAGCUAAGAAAAGGGAAAAAGAAGAACUGAGAAGGAAGAGGCCUGCGAAUUGUUUAAAGUUCAUCAUUCUGGAGGUUGAUAAGGAUUUGGUGGAAAUCCCAACACUUAAAGAUGUGUUGAUCUACACUCCACUUGACCAAAUUCGUAGUGAAGUGAAAAGUCGCAGCGUCCCGUUUUCAAUAUGCUGGCAUAGAGAAUUGAUGCCUGAUAAAAAUGAUCAUUGUGCCCGAGAACCAACACCUUACAUGCUUCAGUUGCUUGAGAUGACCAUGAUGGAGACUCUUGUCCGGGACGGAGAACUCCUUAAUCACCUGAAAAAUAUCCUCCGAACUAACAAGAGCAUUGAAAGAUUCAACGUGAUUGUAUAUGGAAAAAAGCAGUAUUUUGCAAUACAGAAAAAAGGUGGUGGUCGAAUCACAAAAACACAGCUGGAGGAAGCUACUGCAGAAUGCCACCUUGAAUUGGGAGUUUCUUUUACUCACGCAGAGACAGCGCAGGAAGUUAGCGAAUGGAUUUACAGAUACACCAAAGCAGUUGCUAAUGAACCUUUCAAGAAAAUCAAAAACAGCUGGCAGAACAACUUUCGGUUCCAUUUGGCGUCUGAAAAGAGCAAUGGAAUUAGAGACGACUUCCCUAAUAUUUGGCUAAAGUCACUGAAAAAGUUUAAAAGAAUGCCCUUGGAGACUUGCCAGGCUAUUGCUGCUAUCUAUCCUACUCCAGCAGCUUUAAUUGAAGCCUAUGAGCAGUGUGCUGAUGGUACUGAUCCAAAACUUCUUCUUGAAGAUAUCAUGGUGCGUAAAGGCGUUGGUCCAGUAGAGACAGAAAGAAGAGUUGGUCCCGCUCUGAGCCGCAGAAUCCAUGCAGUUUUGACUUCUUCUGAUCCAGACCUGUUGAUGAAUGAUGUAGACUGAAUUUACUUAUCCAGAAAGAUUUUGAAAUGAUGCGUCAGAAAGCUACCUGUGCCUUAUAAAGUUAAUACAGAAUAUGUUGCCAAAUUAUUUCCUAUGUGCAGUCGGAGACUGAUUAUUUAACAGCAACUAUAUAGUAUUAUGAAAUGUAUAUUUCAAAAUAAUAAAUAUAAUGCUCAAA